Messenger RNA from Elephantulus edwardii (Cape elephant shrew), 3303 nucleotides. It is a transcript of the gene PHF2, whose product is annotated as PHD finger protein 2. NCBI's taxonomy places the organism in Eukaryota, Metazoa, Chordata, Mammalia, Macroscelidea, Macroscelididae. Bases 1 to 3303 code for a protein of 1100 amino acids. Gene Ontology annotation, biological process: regulation of transcription by RNA polymerase II; protein demethylation. The transcript is spliced from 22 exons. Gene Ontology annotation, molecular function: histone demethylase activity; transcription coregulator activity. The record is from RefSeq and is a predicted model, not a curated record.
AUGGCGACGGUGCCUGUGUACUGCGUCUGCCGGCUACCCUACGAUGUUACCCGCUUCAUGAUCGAGUGUGACGCCUGCAAGGACUGGUUUCACGGCAGCUGUGUUGGGGUGGAAGAAGAGGAAGCACCAGAUAUUGACAUAUACCAUUGUCCGAACUGCGAGAAAACACAUGGGAAGUCGACUUUAAAGAAGAAGCGGAGCUGGCACAAACAUGAACAGGGGCCAAACCCUGAUGUCAAGCCUGUGCAGAACGGCAGCCAGCUCUUCAUAAAGGAACUGCGAAGCCGGACCUUCCCCAGUUCAGAGGAUGUGGUUGUCCGUGUGCCUGGCAACCAGCUCACGCUGGGCUACAUGGAGGAGCAUGGCUUCACUGAGCCCAUCCUUGUUCCCAAGAAGGAUGGACUGGGCCUGGCUGUACCAGCCCCUACUUUCUAUGUCAGUGAUGUGGAGAACUAUGUGGGUCCAGAACGGAGUGUGGAUGUGACAGAUGUGACCAAGCAGAAGGAUUGUAAGAUGAAGCUGAAGGAAUUUGUGGACUAUUAUUACAGUACAAACAGGAAGCGGGUCCUCAAUGUCACCAACCUUGAGUUCUCUGACACCAGGAUGUCCAGCUUUGUCGAGCCUCCUGACAUUGUGAAGAAACUCUCUUGGGUAGAGAACUAUUGGCCUGACGAUGCUUUACUGGCCAAACCCAAAGUGACUAAGUACUGCCUCAUCUGUGUGAAGGACAGCUACACUGACUUUCACAUUGACUCUGGGGGUGCCUCUGCCUGGUACCAUGUCCUCAAGGGGGAGAAGAUCUUUUAUCUCAUCAAGCCAGCAUCAGCCAAUCUCUCCCUCUACGAGCGCUGGCAGUCAGCCUCCAACCACAGUGAGAUGUUCUUUGCGGACCAGGUGGACAAAUGCUACAAGUGCACCCUCAAGCAGGGCCAAACACUGUUCAUCCCGUCAGGCUGGAUCUACGCCACCCUCACACCUGUGGACUGCCUGGCCUUUGCGGGACAUUUCCUCCACAGCCUCAGUGUGGAGACGCAGAUGAGAGCGUAUGAAGUGGAGAGAAGGUUGAAACUUGGCAGCCUGACUCAAUUUCCAAACUUUGAAACCGCCUGCUGGUACAUGGGAAAGCACCUGCUAGAGGCCUUCAAAGGUUCUCACAAAUCUGGGAAGCAAUUGCCUCCUCAUUUAGUCCAAGGAGCUAAAAUUCUUAAUGGUGCUUUCAGAUCAUGGACUAAGAAACAGGCUUUGGCAGAACAUGAGGAUGAGCUCCCAGAGCACUUCAAGCCUUCACAGCUCAUCAAAGACCUUGCCAAAGAGAUCAGACUCAGUGAGAAUGCCUCCAAAGCCACCCAACCAGAAGUAAACGCUGUGAUAUCUUCUGAUGAGGUCUGUGACAUGGAUAAAGGGAAGGAAGAGCCACUGUCUCCCAUUGAGACCACUCCAUCUCAGUCCCUUCUUGAAAAAGGGUUCAAAAAAAAGACUCCCAAAACUGUGAAGAUGCCCAAGCCAUCCAAAAUCUCCAAGCCCUCAAAAAUCCCUAAGCCCCCCAAAACACUGAGGAUUGACAGCAGCAAGAAGAAGGGGAAGAAGUGCAAAGAGACAGGGUCCCCCACAAUCCCCAAUCUGGACCUGCUGGAGGCACACACCAAGGAGGCACUGACGAAGAUUGAGACACCCAAGAAGGGCAAGGCUGCAAAGAAUGUUCUUAAUGUGCCCAGCAAGGAUGUGGCUAAUAAGCAAAACAGCAUGGACAGGUUGGAAAUCCGAGAGCAAACCAAGAGCAAGUCGGAGGCCAAGUGGAAGUAUAAGAACAGCAAACCAGACUCCUUGCUGAAAAUGGAGGAAGAGCAGAAACUGGAGAAGUCGCCUCCGGUGGGAAACAAAGACAACAAGUUCUCAUUCUCCUUUUCUAAUAAGAAAUUAUUGGGCUCCAAGGGCUUCAAGCCUCAGACGAGCCCCAGUGUUUUCGGGGCCCUGCAGAACCUGAAGGAGGACAAGUCCAAGCCUGUGCGGGACGAGUAUGAAUAUGUGUCAGACGAUGGGGAGCUCAAGAUUGAUGAGUUUCCUAUCAGGAGGAAGAGGAGCACUUCUAAGAGGGACUUAUCCUUUUUAUUGGAUAAGAAAGAAAUGCUUCAUGCACCCAUUAAGAAGCCAAAACUCGACUCAGUGUUUUACAAGGCGAGUGAUGACUCCUCUGAUGAGGAUUCUCUGCACAUUGACACGGAUGCCAAGCCCAGCCGUAACCUAAAAUCCAAGAAGGAGAGUGGGAACUCAGCAGUGGGCAUCCUGGACCUACUGCAGGCCAGUGAGGAGGUUGGUGCGCUCGAGUACAACCCUAACAGCCAGCCCCCAGCCUCGCCAAGCACACAAGAGGCAAUCCAGGGGAUGCUGUCCAUGGCCAACCUACAGGCCUCUGACUCCUGCCUGCAGCCAACCUGGGGUGCUGGCCAAGCCAAGGGCAACUCCUUGGCAGCCCAUAGCGCCCGGAAGAAUGGGAGCAGCAGCAAAAGUUCAGGGAAGCGGCUUUUGAAGAGGGCCACAAAGAACAGUAUGGACCUAGACGAAUACGAGGAGCAGGACCACCUGGAUGCCUGUUUCAAGGACUCUGAGUAUGUUUACCCCUCCUUGGAGUCUGAUGAAGACAACCCAGUCUUCAAGUCCCGUUCGAAGAAAAGGAAAGGCUCAGACGAUGCUCCCUACAGCCCCACAGCGAGGGUUGGCCCAUCCGUCCCACGGCAGGACAGGCCUGUGCGUGAGGGGACCAGAGUGGCCUCCAUUGAGACCGGGCUGGCAGCAGCUGCGGCUAAGCUCUCCCAGCAGGAGGAACAGAAAAGCAGGAAGAAAAAGAGCACCAAGAAGAAACUGGCUCCAGCCACCAACCCCCCAUCCACCUCUACCACCCCUGCCAACUCCGCCUCUUCAGCUUCCACCUCGUCAUCCUCCAUCUCCACCUCAGCCUCCACCUCGGCCUCCUUGGUCUCCACCACACCGGCGAGCACCAGCACAGCCAGCAGUCAGGCCUCACAGGAGAGCAGCUCACCUGAGCCCCUGCCAGAGGUGCCCAGUAGCAGCCUGGCAGACCACGAGUACACGGUGGGCGUGGGUGCCUUUGCAGGGGCCCAGGCUGGCCGCACCUCCCAGCCCAUGGCCCCAGGUGUCUUCCUCACACAGAGGCGACCCUCUGCCUCAUCCCCCAACAACAACACUGCUGCCAAAGGUAAACGUACAAAAAAAGGCAUGGCCACAGCCAAGCAAAGGCUUGGAAAAAUUUUGAAAAUUCAUCGGAACGGAAAACUGCUCCUUUAA